Messenger RNA from Echinostoma caproni, 3630 nucleotides. The record is from the annotation of a GenBank genome assembly. NCBI's taxonomy places the organism in Eukaryota, Metazoa, Platyhelminthes, Trematoda, Plagiorchiida, Echinostomatidae.
AUGAUUAAUCUUCACCAUUAUGUCUCCAUCAUUCCCACAGGCGAGAGACCUGCACCACGUAUUCCACUCGUGCGCCAAGCCUCUGAUCCGCUUAGUCAUCCAACCUCUCAACGUGGCCUCGCUGUGCCCGGUCCAACCGGACUUAGUGGUCAAUGGCCAAGUGGUCUUACCGAGCCCGGAUUGGCCAGCUUACAACCAGGUCAACUGCCCCUCUUCCAACAAGCGUUGCUCAGUCCGCGCAUUCAGACCGGGUUAAAAGGGGCAGAUUUGUCUGGCCGUGGCCUCCUUGGAGCUCCGUAUCAGACCGGGGCUAAUUUGACUGCAAUACAAUCCCAAAUUGGUCGAUUAAAUUUAAAUCAGUUGCAACAGUUGCAUCAGCAGCUAUUACAACAGUAUGAUCAAUUGCUCAGGCAACAGCAACAGCAACAACAGCCAGUUCUACCUGUGGAUCAGACAACAACCGGUCCGAUCGAUAGCGGACUGUACGCAACAGUUCAACGACCAAACCUACUCACAUUGUUGAANCAACAACAACAACAAGCACAAAGGCAAUCGGCUCUCGGUCCUGCUGCUCCGGCCUAUCAGUACGGUGCUCCUGGAACUAGUCUCCUGUCGGGGUUGAGUUCGGCCAAUGCGCUCAGCAACUUGGCUCGUGCUCUGCUUCCGUCGGGUCCCCUUACAGUGCCUCCAGUUGACCCGUCAGCCAUGACCAGCUCACUGGGACUACCCAAGUUACCUGCCUAUCAGACCGGUUCGGGAGUUGCGGCACAACAACAGCAGCCACCACCACCGCCACCACCAACCUUACAGCUGACCCCACAGGGGCUAGCGUAUGUCCCCCCAGCUCAACCUCCAAGUCGUCUGACAGUACCUACAAGCCUCGGCUCUUUACCGACCAUGGCUCCAUCCCUUGAUCCCGACCUGGAACGACUCUACCUCCAACUUCUAACAUCACGUACUUCAAGCUCAUUACAAGCUCCUAGCACAGCGCACUUUCAAAAUUUACUUAGACCAGGUGAUCUGGGUCCCGGAGAACCGUCCUCAUUGGGAGCGAGUACACCUUUGGAGAGUUAUCGACGCGUAACUGGUCGAAUGCCUGCCAUGGACCACAUACGUAGUCGAGGUCGAACACGAAUGUUACAGGCUAUUGGUCGAUCUGGAUCAGCUGAUGCGGCGCGGAUACCAUACGGAGAUCCGUAUGAUGUCGAACAAAACGAAGAUGCUGCCCUAUUAGCCCUUUUGGAACAAAGACUUGCGCGAAUGGAUGCACGGGGAAUGCUGUCGGAUACUGAAGCAAUUUUGGGCGAUGGAACGGACAUCCCAUUGAAAGUAGUCGGUCCACAGCAACGAUCCGGUCACGUCGUGGACGGAUCAAGUCAAGCGAUUAUGGGAGACUUCGCACCAGGAGGAGCGGUUCGCGUAUUUCUCCCAGCGGAUUCUCAUCGCAGUACUUCUCCAACCGAGCCAGCCGAACUUGGUUCAUCCCCUCCAUCUCCAAAUGGCGGUGAGUAUGCCGCGCUAUCCGAAGUGGCUAUUGGUCCGGCCUAUGAGAAGGAUCAACAUGGGCUCGAGUCAUUGCCACCUGGUAAGGGAGUGAAGCCCAUGCUUGCUCGAUCGCUCGACUGGUUGACUUACUGCACCACAUUCAUCCUAUUUCUUCCUUUGUCCCCUUCCCCUCCUCUUUCUUCCUUAUCCACCCCCACGCCCACCGCCACACUCGCGUUUGCCAAACUUGCUCUUUCCCAAUCCCGUUUUGACGCAACAGAAAUGGAUCGCGAAGCUGGCUUCUAUUCACGACAGCCCCGUAUACAUCUGGAACGUUCGCCUACAGCCACUCCGGAUCUUGGUCCAACGCGAUUACCUUACGGCCCUCCAUUCCGUGCCAGGACGUACUCAGGUUCUCCUAUACCUCAUUCGGUACAUGGGAUCCCAUCACGCAGUGUAGGUGGUGCGAUAUCUCCGACUCGACGGCUACGUCCCUGGGGUUACGAAGAUCAAUAUGCCCGUCCUGGAGAUCGGCCACCGGUGGAUAUGUCUCCUUGUAUCAGUCCAGUCCCAACCCCAUCCGCUCGUUUGCUGCGAUCACCUGUCAGUCCGCCGAUUCGACCAUAUGGUCGUUCCGGACCUGGUGGUCUGGACACGGGAAGUCAAUCGGACACCGGCCUCAUGGGUGACUACAGUGGUCGUGGACAUAUGAGUGGGGCCUGGUCCGCCCAUGAACAUCCAGUUCGACGACCCUACCGAAUAACUCGUGGCAGAGCUGAAGCUGGUUAUCCUCGUGGUGGUCGGGCAUCACAAAACCGAACGUUCCACAGUCCGGGUGGUGUUCCAGGUCCUGGAGAGGGACACGGUCUUGGACCGUUAGUACUUUUGUAUCCCAUUUCCCCGUUUCCGUUCGUCCAACCCAAUUUAUCUGACGGGUGUAACCCAUUUACAUCUUCAACAGAUCAUGUUCCCGAGGCUGCGCUGAUCGCAUUAAAUCGAUUGUCGGCAUCUACUCAUAUUUGGUAUCGACCGGAAAUGUCUCGAACACAAUGUGAGCAUUAUUUUUUAUCUGAGAUUCCGUAUACUUUGCUUGUUCCGCGGGAUGAGGCUACUAUCGACCUGCUCCGAGCGGACCCACCAGGCUCCUUUGUGGUACGGAACAGUGGGAGUUAUCCACGAUCGUUUGGCUUGGUAGUCCGGGUAGCUCGACAACAAACCCACGGUCCACCGGACGAGAAUGACCUGGUCCGACACUACUUGGUCGAAGGCCUACCGUCCAGUGCCACUGUGAUGUCCCAAGCAGUUGGGGUAACGGCCGCUUCACUAGCUCCUUCCAGUGUUCCUAUGGGUCCAACUGCAUUGAGUGUGAUCCACGGUGCUGUCCGAUUACGAGGUUGUGCAAACGAGCCCAUAUUUACCAAUUUAGUUAGCCUUUUAUACGAGCAUGUGGUUCAACCCCUGGCGCUGCCCUGCGUACUGCGACUUCCAUUCAAGUCCCCCACACCUUCAAGUAAUCUUCCGUCAUUGAUUGCGCUGUCUCGGGCCGCACAUGCGGAGCGACUGGCGCAUCCUGGUCGACCGCAUCCCCCGCCUUUCGGUGUGCACCAUUCCGCUGAAGACAGUCCAACUGCUGGACGUGGCCGAUCAGACAUACGUCGUGGCACGUUGACGCGCCACCCGUCUGAUCCGCUCCCAUCAGAUACAUGCAUGUCAGGGACAUUCUAUAGUACGCACACAGCCGGACCUCUACCUCCGGGCCAAUAUCCACCUGGUCGUUUUCCGGACGCUUUGGAGCCCGCUCGUGGGCCAUUUCCGCGAGGUCGAUCACCCACAUCAGCCUAUGAGACCGAAUAUGGGCCGGUUCCAGCUCCGUCAGCAAUGAUAAGCAGUGGCAAGUGGCGUACUUUCAUUUCCGUCUAUUUGGGAACUAUCGAUACGGAAAAUCUGACUGGAUCCGGAGCCAUUCGUAAGGCAGUUGAUGUUCUGUUGGAGAACGCUUCCCAGGUUAAGCAAACCGAAGUCACUAUUAAAGUUUCACAGGAUGGGCUCACAGUGACGGAUAAUUGGCGGAAACUGUUCUUCCGACGCCAUUAUCCGUUCUAUUCCGUUUCCUAUUGCUCUACGGAUCCUUUGCAGCGAUGGUAA